This is a messenger RNA of Penicillium malachiteum, 519 nucleotides long. RefSeq lists its product as uncharacterized. The transcript has a single exon. Bases 1 to 519 code for a protein of 172 amino acids. Gene Ontology annotation, molecular function: carboxy-lyase activity. NCBI's taxonomy places the organism in Eukaryota, Fungi, Ascomycota, Eurotiomycetes, Eurotiales, Aspergillaceae. The record is from RefSeq and is a predicted model, not a curated record.
AUGCCCGUUCACCCUUCCCUAGAAGGGUCCACAUUCGAUGCCGACCUGCGUGACCGACACCUGAUUUAUGACUAUGCGGCACAGGACGAGAAUGGCAAGCCGGAGACAUGGCGAUAUGAGAUGUGGUUCGAAAAUGAAGAUCGCAUCAACUAUGCUAUCCACGGAGGUCCAAUGGCAGGUCGAAUCAAUUUCCAAACCGCCGACUACCAAUGCAUUCGACCUGGAGAAUUGUGGCAAUGUAACUGGCUGGAAGAGACGGGAACUAUCUGUUCACUGGUGUAUGAUAUCGCAAGCCGGAAAAUCACUACACUGCUUGGUUUCUCCAAAGGGCAUUGGGAAAAGGCAGCGGAUGCUCACGGGGAUAAGCGGAAUCCGGAGGAUUUUGAAAGAUGGCGCGGUCUUGCGAGACUGGGUAUCCAGACGGAUCGACAUAUGUUGAGUGAACAGGCUGAUAUUCUGGAGGAUUUCCGAGGUGCCGGGGAUUUGAAGCCUGUUGAUAAUAGCUGGCCCACUUUGUAG